Rubroshorea leprosula is the source of this 545-nucleotide messenger RNA. Lineage: Eukaryota; Viridiplantae; Streptophyta; Magnoliopsida; Malvales; Dipterocarpaceae. The record is from the annotation of a GenBank genome assembly.
GUAAGGUUUGCUUGAUAGCUCUUUUCCAACUUUCUCAAUAUACUUCUUACCAAAGAUAAAAAGGUUAACAACACAAUAAAACUUCCACAAAUUUUCAUUACAAAAUUUAUUAACUUUCCAUAAAAUAAUUUCUAACUUUCCAUGCAGUUUUUCUAAGUAAAGUUGCCCCAUGGUUCAUCUUUGUGUUACAAUUAUAACCAGAAUUCUAUUUCUUGGUAGGAAAAGUGACUUGCUAAGUUGCAAUGUAGAACUUACUUGUGUCCCAUGCCAGAUCAGUCAAGGAUACAACAUACUACAAAAUACAAUAGGAUAUGAGAAACUUAGCUCCAGUCACAUUCGGCCGAAAAUAUAUAUAUAUGAAGCUCCAUUCAAACAUGUCUUCACAAGGCAGCGAGCCUCCAAAUAUACCGACCUGCAGACAUAAACUAGCCAAAUAUCCUCAACCUUAACGCAUAAGCGUUUAAAUUUUAGAUUAUAGUUGCCUAAAGUUCUCUAUCACUGUAGCUAUGAAAUCAUUUAAGUGUAAAUAAACUAUUAAAAGACAA